Taeniopygia guttata (zebra finch) is the source of this 1965-nucleotide messenger RNA. Its product is annotated as histone RNA hairpin-binding protein. Gene Ontology annotation, molecular function: mRNA binding; histone pre-mRNA stem-loop binding. Lineage: Eukaryota; Metazoa; Chordata; Aves; Passeriformes; Estrildidae. Gene Ontology annotation, biological process: mRNA transport; mRNA 3'-end processing by stem-loop binding and cleavage. Gene Ontology annotation, cellular component: cytoplasm; histone pre-mRNA 3'end processing complex. The record is from RefSeq and is a predicted model, not a curated record.
CGCUCGCCCCCCCUCCGCACCUGUCCCCGUGGAGGCGCCCCGCGGGGAGGCGGAGCGGGCGUGUGGCGCAGCGCCGGCGGGAGAUGCGAAGGGGCUGAGCGGGAAGGCGGCAGCGCUCCCGCGGCUCUGCUUCACCGCCCGCCUCAGCCGCCCUCGCCUGCCGGCCCCUCACCGCCCGGCCCUCCUUCACCGCCUGCCGGCCCCUCACCGCCCGGCCCUCCUUCACCGCCCGCCUCAGCUCCCCGCGCCCCGCUCUGCCUGCAGGCCUCCGUGCCGAGGAUCCCCCGCACCAUGUCCUUCCGCCAGAGGAGCCCUCACGGCAGCACGAGAAGCAGCCCGCAGCACCCCCCGCGCUGGGCCCAGGCCAGGAAACGCGGCGCCGAUGGGAGGCGGCGGAGGCAGAACGAGCCCGAAUCCUCCGCCUUUGAGGAAAACAAGCCCGGGCCCGAGGACGGCCGGCUGGACAGUUUUACAACACCAGAAGGUCCUGGACCCCUUUCCAGGUGUUUAGACUGGGGAACUGCAGUGGAAGAAGAUGAAAUGAGGACCAAUGUUCACAAAGAAAUCGCAAGACACAGAAGAAAACUCCUGAUUAAUGAAUUUUCAAGAGAAAGGAAGUCCUCUUCAGGAAGUUCCGAUUCAAAGGAAUCCACGGUGACAGUAGAGCUUGAGACAGAUGAGGUGGUUUUGAUGAGAAGACAAAAACAGAUAAACUAUGGAAAAAACACAAUUGCAUAUGAUAGAUACAUUAAAGAAGUUCCUAGAUGCCAUCGCAUACCAGGAGUUCAUCCCAGAACUCCAAACAAAUUUAAGAAGUACAGCCGUAGGUCAUGGGACCAGCAGAUCAAACUGUGGAAAGUUGCACUGCAUUCUUGGGAUCCUCCAACUGAAGGAGGAUGUGAUCUGCAGGAAAUUUGUCCUGUUGACCUUUGUGAGAUGGAGACAGAAUCUGUUGGAAGCAAUUCUACUGAAUCUCAAACGAGCUGUCAAGAUAAUGAUGAUACCUGUUCUGGCACUCCCACCAAAGUUAGACAUGUUGACUAUCAAGCAGAAGGAGAAUUUGACUUGGAAGUGUGUUUGAGUGAGCCACUGAAAGAAUUUGAUACUGUGAGUUAAAUAGUCUUGUGCAACCUGUUUUGGAGAAAGUUUCUGUUAAAUUUAAAAGGUUAGCUUGAUCCAUAACCUGUUAAUAGUAAGAAAUUGAGCAAAAUUGAAGACUGUUCUGCUGUGAUUGGUCUAGAUAUUCUCCAGACCAGACUUAUGUAAAGUUGCAUUUAAGUUGUGUGACUUCUUGUUAACUUUUAAUUUAUGUAUAUCAGAUUUUUUUAUAAAACCUUUUCAGUAGUAAAACUAGCCAAUGGCAGUGCUAUCCUCUAGUAAUGAUAAAUAGCACAGCAAGAUCUUACCAAUUUUCCCCCACUGUGAGCAUGAUUUCAGUUGUUCCCCUGCAGAUCAAGAGCCAAGUAGGGGGAUUCUUUUUUUAAUGUUACCUUGCUUUUACACAUGGCUCUUGUAACUCACCUGACCUGAAGUAAUGCACGUGGUACUGAACCAUGUGUCUGAUUGGUACUAGUAAGCCCCUCUACUGCAGUUACUGCAAGUUUAACUACCUUACCUUAAAAAAAACCCCACUUUUUUUGCAAAAAAUGUUUCAGAAACAAUUGGAAGUUAAAUACCCUCAAGAAAUUGGAGGUCAACAUAGUAAAGUCUAUGCAAUAAUGUUGGGGGUUUUUUAGAAGUAGUAGCCUUAAUUUGAAAUUUGUAAAUAGUCAUCAGUCACUUACUAAUGCAGUCAAGAAAACAGUGUCUAGGGAAAGUGCUUGAUUCUUUCAGUUUUCUGGUUUUAAAUGUAAAACUGUUGUAAAUGUUACCAACUGUACAGAUUUUCUGCUGAGAGCAGUUCGUGUUUCUGUUGCUUUUGUGUGGGAUGUUGCUGGAAAAUAAACAGAACUGCCUUUACUUUUA